AGUAGUUCUGAGCUCGGCCAUACGCGGAACCGGGGGCGGCGUAUCUCUGAAAAAAACGUGUUCUAUUAAUCUAUUAUAAUAAUAAUACGUUUUUAUAGUACGUUUCACGUUAAUAGGCAAUAUAAUAAUCCUCUAUUAUAUCCUUUCGAUUUGGCAUUUUAUUAUUUUUUUGACACUGGGUUAAGCACGAUCAACAUUCUUUUGAGUUUACAUACAAAUAUAUGGAAUUAGGAACCUAACUUAUUACUAUAAUAUGGAAAGAUGAAUAAAAAACCAAAAAGAAAUAUCAACUCGAUUACAAGACGUAGAAUUCGUUCUAAGAAAAUUAUAAAUUUUAACAAAUGGUUUAAGAAAGAACACGAUUACUGUUUGCCAUAUGAAACUAAUGAUGAAAUAAUUGAUGAGAAAAAAGAUUAUGACGAACUAAAUAAGUCGUUAGAUAUAGAUUCCGCUCUUUCAAAUAAAUCUAAAAACACAUAUUUAAAAAAGAUAAAUGUUAAUAACAAGCUAUCAAGUUGCAGUUUAUAUGCCAUAGAUUUAACAACCGAGUUACUUAAAGAUGCUUUGUUAGAAAAUCAGAAGAAACAAAAUCACGAUCUUUCAUCAAAAACUAAGGAUGUAAAUAGUUCUACGAAACAAAAUAUGAUUAAAUCUGAUAUUGAAAAACCCAAUAUCAUACAACAUAUAAAACUAGAAAAUGAGAAUAUUCUUCAUACGGUCGAUGAAAGAAACCAAGAUUUAUAUUUAUUUGACCAAUGUACACCUACAAAAUUACUGUUAGAAAAUGAUAUAAGUGGAUCUCCAAUGGAAAUUGAUGAAUUGGGCAGACUGUUUCCAAUUCUCGAUUAUCAAAGUGAACACUGUUUAAAAGAAAAAUUGGACGAUAAUGAAUUGUACAAUACCAGUUCUAAUCAACAUGCAAGCCAAUCUGAAAUCAAACCUCAAAAGGACUCUGAAAUUUGUACAGUAUAUGACGUUCAUCCUAGUUCACCGAGUCCAUUAUUUGAAACUAAUAAUAGAGUCGCCAAAAGUUGUAUUAAUGUUAGCAAACCUGCUGUUCAUAAUAACUUACCCUCACCCACUAGACCGGCAUUAAUUCGAUCUCCUUCUCGGCAGUAUUUGAAUAUAUUUAAUCGAUAUCAAGGGCGUACCAAAGAAUAUUUUGUUGAACAAACUGAAGAUCCUAGUACUGUACUUCUGAAGGACCUUUUAUGCGGUUCCAAGCCAAAAACAAUCAUUAGUCCAUACACUCAUCGAUAUUUGAAGCCUUAUAUCUUUAAAGAUCCAGACACCAAACCCUUAUGGUUGCAAAUGCUCAAGGAUAUAAGAAAAAACUACAAAAUUAAAAACAAAUUGCCUGUCGGUACAGAAACUGAAACAAUUGACUAUAGCUAUGUACGAGCAAAACAUAUUAAUUCUGUUAACUUAUUAGCGAGGGAACAUUUUUGGCCUGGUAUUGACAUGACUGACAGUCUGCUAUACCCGGAUUUUAGUGUCGUCGCACUGUACAAGAACUUAGUUGUCGGGUUUGGUUUUAUGGUACCUGAUAUAAGUACCAAUGAAAAUUAUAUAACAUUUUUAUUCACACGUCCACACUGGACAAAUUGCGGUAUUGCUACAUUUAUGUUAUACCAUUUAAUUCAGACUUGUAUGACAAGAGAUAUUACUUUGCAUGUAUCUCCUACUAACUCUGCAUUAUUUCUCUAUCAAAAAUUUGGAUUCAAAAUAGAAGAAUUUGUCCAGAAUUUUUAUGACAAAUAUAUACCAGGAGAAUCUAAUAUGUCAAAACAUGCUUUGUUUUUACGCUUACGUAGUACUUUACGAAGUAAAUAAUUGUUUCAUAAACUCUAAUCAAAGAGUA
Messenger RNA from Adelges cooleyi (spruce gall adelgid), 1861 nucleotides. RefSeq lists its product as uncharacterized. The record is from RefSeq and is a predicted model, not a curated record. Lineage: Eukaryota; Metazoa; Arthropoda; Insecta; Hemiptera; Adelgidae. Gene Ontology annotation, molecular function: acyltransferase activity, transferring groups other than amino-acyl groups. The coding region runs from base 262 to 1833 and encodes 523 amino acids. The transcript is spliced from 10 exons.